This is a messenger RNA of Trypanosoma cruzi, 738 nucleotides long. Its product is annotated as vesicule-associated membrane protein, putative. Gene Ontology annotation, biological process: vesicle-mediated transport. NCBI's taxonomy places the organism in Eukaryota, Euglenozoa, Kinetoplastea, Trypanosomatida, Trypanosomatidae. Bases 1 to 738 code for a protein of 245 amino acids. Gene Ontology annotation, cellular component: membrane. The transcript has a single exon. The record is from RefSeq and is a predicted model, not a curated record.
AUGCAUAUGCAAGGUGAAACAAAGAUAUAUGGAGGCGUUUUGGUGCGCCUGAGCGAUCGGCUGAUGUUGUGUAAGGCCCCUGGAUGCCCGACCAAUGAUUUCUCGAUACCAGGAACCGUAUGGGCUGAGGUUGUGAGUAAAUGCUCUGCCCCCAACUUCCGCACCACCUCCUUCAUUUCCCUCGACAGCGAGGGUUUGAGUGGGGUGGAGGAAGGGGCGGAAGGGCCACUGCAGCUCUCGUAUCAUAUUAUGACAGACAGCGAGCUUGCAUUCGCGAUUCUCGCUAACAAAGCCGUCACACGGCGUCAGGGCCAUGCCGCUCUGGACGAGGCAGCGAAGACCUUUCGAAAAAUGUUUGUUGAAAGCGUCGCAAAGCUCAACACCAAGAUGGUGGAUGUCUUCGUGAAGCCCUACCGCGAUGUGCUCCUCCGCAUGAGUGACUCGGGUGAGCCGGAAGAAAAGGUGCGGAAGGUGAAGAUGGCCGUGGCGGAGGUGAAGGACCUCGCGUUAGACAAUGUCGAGCGAGUGAUUCAGCGCGGUCAACGUAUUGAUGAUAUUGUUCAGUCCACGGAAGAUUUGCAAUUUCAGGCACAGGGCUUUCAGCGUAGCAGCCGCGAUCUUCGUCAGCAACUCUGGUGGAACUCCGUCAAGGGGAAACUCAUGGUUGGCGGUGUGGCAGCAUUCUUUAUUAUGAUUGUUUUGUUUGUCUUCUUCUCAGGCAACGGCAACAGUAAAUAG